UUCAAUAGGUACUGUAAUAAAUUGUACAAUAUUUCUGUCUCCUAAAACAAUAACAUUAAACUGUAAUAAUGAGUAAUACCGCUGUCCUAGACACCACUUCUGAUUCUACUAAGGAUAUUGAUGUAACUGAUGGGAAGGCGAAGCUAAUGAAAUGGCUGAACAUGAAUUUCCGGGUUGAAAUUACUGACGGCAGAGUCUUAAUUGGAGUAUUCCUUUGUACUGACCGAGAUGCUAAUGUCAUUCUGGGUGCCUGUUCGGAAUACCUAAAGAACAGUGAUGGUGAGACGGAGGAGCCCCGAGUGCUGGGGCUGGUGAUGGUGCCGGGUCGCCACAUUGUCUCCAUCCAGAUCGACGACACCACCCCUCCGCAGAAGUACUUCUAUGAUGAGUGACUCUUCAUGCUCUUCAUUGUUAGUAUCAUUAUCUUGUACAUUAUUCUUACAAUUUAAAUUUAAGAUUGAUUUAUAAAUAAUAUAUAAAGAUAGAAACUCAAAUACAGCUUAAAAAUUUAAUCAA
This is a messenger RNA of Plutella xylostella (diamondback moth), 516 nucleotides long. RefSeq names its product LSMD1 domain-containing protein Sbat (gene Sbat). Gene Ontology annotation, molecular function: RNA binding. The record is from RefSeq and is a predicted model, not a curated record. Lineage: Eukaryota; Metazoa; Arthropoda; Insecta; Lepidoptera; Plutellidae. Gene Ontology annotation, cellular component: NatC complex.